UCAUUACUUUAGCUGCCUUUUCUUUUCUACAAUUGCUUGUUCCUCAAGUUACUCUUUGUUCAGUUUGGUUAAAAAACUAUAUUGCGAGCCCCAUCUUCAUUGAUGCUUUCAACAUAUUAUUUACUUGUCUACACCAAAUUCUAGAGAUCAAAACCUAGGUCAAUUAUAAUGUUAAGUUGUCUAACAAACUGAAAAAGGCGCCGAGGCCCGCGAAGAUGCAGGAGAGUAUCGAUUCAAGAAACCUAGUGGAUGGCGACACGGCCACGCUGCAGAUGAUUGUUGAGAAUACGGCGGGAAAGAAUCAGACGGGAGGGAGCAAAGACACUACUCUCAGCUAUGAAAAGAGUAUGAGAGGUGGCUUCAAUCUUGGCGACCAGUCGAUGGAGCUGGGAUCGACGAAGAGAGUAAUUGACCUUAACAUACUGAAAAAAGUGUUUGAGGAGAGGCGCCUGAAGAGUCAGGGUUGUGUCGACACGACGGUGAUGCAGGUGCCGGAACCGAGGAAUCCUCAGAAAGGAUGGUUUGGCUUUGGCUUCACAAACUCGAAAAAGUCCAAGGAACAGAGUCUUGUAGGUUCAAGUUGAGGUUUUUGUGAUUCUUUUGAUGACUUAGCUAGUGGAGUGAAUGAUCUUUUCGUAAAUAGGAAGUGAAAAGCUUGAUCUUUAGUAACUUUUUAUGAAAGAUAAAGAUUUGAGAAAAGAUGUGAUUUUUUUUUUUGUGUGAUUCUCAUUAUCCAUUUUUGUAUGCAAUUCUUUUUUGCUAUGCA
Brassica napus (rape) is the source of this 766-nucleotide messenger RNA. RefSeq lists its product as uncharacterized. The coding region runs from base 216 to 584 and encodes 122 amino acids. NCBI's taxonomy places the organism in Eukaryota, Viridiplantae, Streptophyta, Magnoliopsida, Brassicales, Brassicaceae. The record is from RefSeq and is a predicted model, not a curated record. The transcript is spliced from 2 exons.